CUCUGUGACUGUCAUACAAAAAGUCAAGUACAUAUCUUAUUUCAUGCGAUGGCAACUGCAUUAGGAACUCUCUCUCUCUCAUAUAAUUGUUUUCAAGUAAUAUCCAUGAAGAAUGUAGAAAUGUGGAAAUCAGUGAGAAGCAUUGCGUUGCUUAUGUCGCUGUCUCUGUUUCUGGGUUUGCUAUUGACCAUGCUCCAUGUCUCUGAUCUGCAUAACCCACUCUCUAGAUUCCGCAGCAAUUUCUCCUUUUCCCCUCUUCUCUUCAAUUCCAGUCACCACUUGCUUCACCCUUUUCGUGUCUCUCCUAUCAGAAAGUUGGAUAGAAUAUUUGCAGAAACCUUAAUGUCUGCUCCCCCAAGAAUAAAUAUGAGGAAGGACCGUUUUCUCGAGGGGCCUGUGUUACAGGAAUAUACAUUUGCUGCAAAUUCUGUUCCUUUCAAUAGCUGUCAUGCUUCUACCAUUGUUGAGGUCGAUAAAGAUCAUUUUUUGGUUGCCUAUUUUGGAGGGUCAUCAGAGGGAGCACCUGAUGUGAAAAUUUGGUUGCAGACUUGCAAGAAUGGCUAUUGGCAGCCGCCUAUCAUUGCUGAUGAACAACCAGAUGUUCCAAUGUGGAACCCCGUGUUAUUCAAACUUCCAUCAGAGGAGCUGCUGUUGUUCUAUAAAAUAGGACAAGAGGUUCAAAAAUGGAGUGGAUGCUUGAAGAGGUCAUAUGAUAAAGGUGUUACCUGGACAGAAAGAGAACAACUUCCUCCUGGUAUAUUAGGACCAAUAAAGAAUAAGCCUAUCCUGCUGGAAAAUGGAGUUUUGCUCUGUGGAUCCUCCGUUGAAAGUUGGAACUCUUGGGGGGCAUGGGUGGAGGUCGCAACGGAUUCUCUUAGGUCUUGGAGAAAGUAUGGUCCUAUUUACAUUGAAAAUGAAACUCUUAGUGUGAUUCAACCAGUUCCUUACCAGACUGCAAAAGGGACCUUGCGCCUUUUAAUGCGAUCCUUUGAUCACAUUGGUAGAGUUUGUAUCUCAGAAUCCCACGAUGGUGGCCAAAACUGGGAAUAUGCAAAACCUACUGAUCUCCCCAAUCCAAACUCAGGUAUUGAUGGUGUAAAGCUAAGAGAUGGCUCUAUUUUACUUGCAUAUAAUACAAUCUCAAGGGGUGUACUUAAAGUUGCGCUCUCCGAUGAUGAUGGGGACUCAUGGCAUGAUGCCGUGACAUUGGAGGAGGAUUUGGACAUGGAGUUCUCAUAUCCAGCUGUUAUUCAAGCUAGUGAUGGGUGUGUUCACAUAACUUACACUUAUAAUAGGACGCAAGUUAAGCAUGUUGUCCUUAAACCAAAUUGAUGCAGUGGAUGAGGACAAAGGGAACAAGAAUACAGGUCUCUCUAUUGUGGCACAAUAUUUCAGCAGAGUAUCUACAUCCCCGGACCAUAAUUUGUAAUACACUUCAUCAAUUUGAGUUUGCUGAAAUAUGAUUUUUAUUUUGUGCAGCCAAGAUUAAUGUAUAACUCGGGAACCUUAUGAUUAAUUUCUGUCGAGUGAAUAUUCAGGUACAAAAGAAACCUACUGAAGUUUCAGUUAUUCGUUGUGUAUGGGCCUAUUCGGUUAAUGGGCCAAGUUGUUGAAAUCCAUCACGACUUGUUAUCCAUCAGCAA
Molecule: messenger RNA, 1643 nt
Organism: Rosa chinensis
Lineage: Eukaryota; Viridiplantae; Streptophyta; Magnoliopsida; Rosales; Rosaceae
Exons: 9
Coding region: 49-1332 (427 amino acids)
Source: RefSeq, a predicted model, not a curated record